Malassezia pachydermatis is the source of this 960-nucleotide messenger RNA. Its product is annotated as putative secretory lipase (family 3). The transcript has a single exon. The coding region runs from base 1 to 960 and encodes 319 amino acids. The record is from RefSeq and is a predicted model, not a curated record. Gene Ontology annotation, biological process: lipid metabolic process. NCBI's taxonomy places the organism in Eukaryota, Fungi, Basidiomycota, Malasseziomycetes, Malasseziales, Malasseziaceae.
AUGUCUCCGCUCAAGAUUGUUCUGUUCCUGUGGGUGGCCGUAGUGGCCCAUCUCGUGCAUGCGCGGGCCAUCGGUGUCAUGCCUCCGCAAGUGAAGCGCGACCUGCCAGGAUGGCCCUCGUCCACUGCAGCGCCUCAGCCAGUACCGGAUCCAGUCUCUAUGUACCAACAAUUCGCCGGACUGGCUCAGGAGUCGAACUGUGUUAACUACAAAAUCAACAUGACUAUAGGCGACGCGAAGCUCCUGUACAGCUGGGGAGACGGUGACCACGACCAACGCCUUCAGCUCUUCCACUCGAAGUCCCUUGGUAUCGUUGCUUCUUGGUCGGGAAUGAACCAGUCCAGCUUGACGUCCUUGUUGAGUGCUGCGGAUUUGUUCCUUGUCGAUCCAAACAGGGAUCUUUUCCCUAUGGUUUUGCCUGGUACCAAAGUCUUCCAGGGAUUCCAGAGUGCUUACGAGCGUGUGGCAUCGCGUUUGUUGGAAAAGCUGGAUUACUACCAAAAUAUGUACGAUGAAGACCGCGUCUCUUUCACAGGUCUCUCGUAUGGUGCAGCCUUGUCCGCCUUGGCCGUGCAACACGUGGAUGCUAACUUGAAGCGGGGCUCUGUGUACAAGACUGUUGUGUUUGGUCUGCCGCGUAUUGGUAACCGUGAAUGGGCCAACUCCCUUGACAAGCACAUGAAGGGCCGUUUCUAUUAUGUUGUAAAUGGCCCAGACUUGGUUCCGCACAUGCCACCCCGUGAAUGGGGCUACCAGCAGCCAUCAGGUCAGAUUUGGAUCAACCCUGCCAACUCUACCCACUGGAAGUUCUACCCAGGCCAAGAAAAUGUCCAUGGCGCUGACUCGGUUUUGGCUUUCAACAUCCCUGACCACACAGGUGUGUACUUCAAUACGGAAAUCGCUUCGUACUGGGGUCAUUGCCCAGCUACUAUCGGUCAAGACGGAGGAAAAUCAUCAUGA